Cydia fagiglandana is the source of this 2115-nucleotide messenger RNA. Its product is annotated as rhomboid-related protein 2-like. The record is from RefSeq and is a predicted model, not a curated record. The transcript is spliced from 5 exons. Gene Ontology annotation, cellular component: membrane. NCBI's taxonomy places the organism in Eukaryota, Metazoa, Arthropoda, Insecta, Lepidoptera, Tortricidae. Gene Ontology annotation, molecular function: serine-type endopeptidase activity. Bases 86 to 1078 code for a protein of 330 amino acids.
AUUUGGAUUUUGUUAGUAGUGAUAAGUGUUAUUGAUAAUAAAAUGACGCACGCGAGAGGUUGACGGAAAAUGGUAGUAGGUCGCGAUGGCGCCCGAUGCCGACGUCGAGCACCGAGCGGGCUACCGACCAGUGCCAGUGCAUGUGCCACGAGGCCCACGGGAUACUCCACGCCGCGUGGCACCCUCCCGGCCCCCAGCGACCCGAGCGUGGCUGGAGCGGGAGACCAGAAGCCCCGGCGAGCACCGCCGUCUCCUCGACUCCCCGCCGAGCCCGAAACUCCAAGCCGGCCUCACGCUCGGAGUGUGGGAUGUUCUCAAGAAACAGAAGCAAGACAAGCCGAUAGAAGAAAAGCCGAAAGUUAAAACGAAGUUUCAGAAGAGAUCGGAGAAGUUGUACGCUGUUCUCAAACCGCCUUAUUUUAUACUCACCGUUAUUAUUAUAAUCGUGUCAAUGUACCUGUGGGGCUCGGAGCGCGCGCGCACGCGCCUGGAGUGGUCGCCGGGCGCGUGGUGGCGGGAGCCCUGGAGGCUGCUGUCCUACGGCGUCAUACACGCCUCGGCCACGCACUUGGCUACCAACGCCAUCGUUGCCCUUGCGGUGGGCUGGGUGCUAGAGCGUGAGCAGGGCCGCGGCCGUGUCUGCGCGAUAUGGGCGGCGGGGCUGGCGGCGGGCGCGCUAGGCGCCGGAGCAUUACAACCGCGAGUACGCGUCGUUGGGGCGUCCGCUGCCGUCUAUGCGUUGUUGACAGCACAUCUGCCUAACGUCUGCCUUAGAUUCGGCCACAUCCCGCUCUGGUGGUUCCGGCCUCUAAGCGUGGUGGUGCUAGCAACAUCAGAGACGCUAAGCUGGGUGCUGCUGCGCACGCCAGCAGCCGCCUGGGACACGGCCCCAGUGGCCUGGUCGGCCCACGCUCUGGGAGCCGCCGUGGGCAUUCCUGUUGGCUUCCUCGUCUUCUCAGGAGAAAACUCCAAUAAAACACCUAUUUUAAUCGCCAGGUUCAUCUCUGCCUUAGCAUUAAUAGGAGGGACAACCCUAGCUACAAUCCAUUAUGUGUUCUGGCAUGAGUUGGAUACAUGACGCACAAUUAACAGCCUUAAAGAGGCGACUUAAAGUGCAAUUUCCUCCGUCCGCUAUUACAUUAGCUUCCGAUGGAAUUUAUACCUUAGUUUGAGAACCAAAGGAAUGAUGCAGAUGAUUGCGCCAAGUCUUCCUUAACGUAUUGUUAUUGUUAAAUUUUUCUAGUUUAUUUUCAUGUUAGUAAACAUGAGAAUAUUUGUUGCUGAAAAUGUAUGACUUUUUAUACAGGCCGUAGGUAUAAAUUGUACUAGAAGUGAUUGUUUGUUGGCACAGCUUUUUGUGUUGGAUAUUGUGAUGUGAUGCUUUUAAAUCACGCGUGGCCAUACUCCCUUUACUUACUUACAUACGUUUCAUGGAGCUGAAAAAAUUAGUUUUAGAAAGAGAAAAAGUUAAAGUAAGACUCUUCAGUCGGGUGUUGUGCCUGGUGGCCAACGUUUUUGGCCUUUUAUCAGACUUGCGACUGAUUUUCAGUUCUAUGAAACGAAUGGGAAGUAUUAUUCUCGGCUCAGUACUUAGUAAUAAGUCUUGAUUUCUAUGAAAUCGAAUAUUUAAGAUUGUUUUGCAUCAAAACAUUGGGUUCAAAUGGCUUGUGAUUACACGUUACUCGUAUAUAUGUAAGUUUAUUAUAAGCAUUAUUAUAAAUAUUUAAGAAUAUUUGUAUGGUUACGGAGAAGCGACUUAUUUUUAAUUUGACGUAUAUUUACCAAAAAAUGCAAACAAUUAUUAACGUAUUUUUCAAAUUGUUUGAUGCACACUAAAAUGCAGAUAUUUGGUGCCUAGUUAACUGUAUUGCUCAGAAAUUUGUGCCAUAAUUCAAUGAUUGAGAUCCCAUUUAAUUUCUGUUAUUAUUUUUAUUACUUUGGGCUAAAGGUAAGCUUUAUGGAGACCUGUUUUACUGGUUAUGGAUAGAUAAUAAUAAGUGUAGAUAUCAUGUGUAAUAUAACUUUUAUCAAGCAGGAUAUUACUAUGAUAUGAUACUACAAUGUAUGUGAUAUCACGUUGUUACUGGCGAAUUCUCAAUAAAACUUGGACAACAA